Molecule: messenger RNA, 369 nt
Organism: Orbicella faveolata
Lineage: Eukaryota; Metazoa; Cnidaria; Anthozoa; Scleractinia; Merulinidae
Product: transcription elongation factor A protein 2-like
Biological process (GO): DNA-templated transcription; transcription elongation by RNA polymerase II
Cellular component (GO): nucleus
Molecular function (GO): nucleic acid binding; zinc ion binding
Source: RefSeq, a predicted model, not a curated record
CGGCCAUGAUGUGGCGCGAAUCGCUUUAGUGCCAUGUGAAUUGGUGUUUGUGCUUCCUUGUUUUUUGCGUUAUCUUUCGGUAUUUUAAGCACAAUGAAUCUCGAGGAAGAAGUUUUCAAGAUUGGCAAGCAGCUGGAAAAGAUAGUCGGCCAAGAAGGAGCGAUGGAUUCUGACAGUGCAGUGGAUCUUUUAAAAAUGCUUAAAGAUCUUCCCAUUACUCUGGAAGUACUGCAGAAAACAAGAAUAGGUAUGUCUGUCAACACUCUGAGAAAGAAAAGUGAAAAUUCAGACCUGCAAACCCAAGCCAAGUCACUCAUAAAAUCCUGGAAGAAACUCUUACCUGGUAAGAUGAGUAUAUUUUUCAAGUGA